AUGUUAAUGCCGGGCGACAAGGAACUAGUACGUCAGAUGGGCGUAGCGCUCAGGCACUCUGCUCACAGAGGCUGUCACUACUGUAUAGGAAACGAUACCACGGCUGUCAAGUGCUACGACGAUCGCAAGCUCCUCCCUGCAUCAUUAGGCGUCUCCGUACUUGACCCUGGGCCACCACCACCUCGUCCUACCGAAGACGGUCCACAACAACCCUUGCUCAUCCCGCUCGACUUCUCGCUCCGACUCGCCUUGACGGCACCACUCCGGAUACUUCAAAUACCAUCAAGGCUCCAACAAUCGCACAACAUGGUCGGCUCCCUCGACUUGCCACCCAUCUCUCUCCCGUACGGCGUCAAUCCAGUACGGGGAAAGGAAGCCGCAGACGUCAUUCUAUCUGAAUUGGUACUGAAACCCCAAAACGCCAUCUACACUCUUCGCAAGACAUUCGAAGCGGAGCAGAAGGCCGGGACGUCCUUCGGACUAUUAUGUCAAGACGACCUACCUCUGCAACCGUUUCUCUCAUCAUUCUUCCUACGAGCCUACGUUAUCUCGGACUACCUCGUGCUGGCCCCGUUGCAUCGGGGGCAGAUCUACACCUUCACAGAGGCGGGCGGUCUUCUGGACCUGUAUCAAGAUGCCUUCUCGUGGGCCGGGCUCUUUUCAAUCGAUCAGCCUGAGAUCAUCGAGAUGAUGCUCACCGGUUUCGCAGCGCUGAUCCAGUACAUCGAAGAUCGAAAGGUGCUGAAACGGGUGCUUUUGCGUGCGCCUGCGGUGUGGACGAAUAUCUGGCUACACAGAGAUGAAUUCGCUCUCUGGGUGUAUGAGGAUUCCGGCGACGUCAAAAAGGGAGCAAGAAGUCCUACCAUCAAUCUCAUGAUACAAUAUGAGAAACUAUACGCAUCAGAAGGAGUGAACCUUCUCUUCUCGACUCACGUCGCGCACCUCGCAUUGUACAUUCUCGCAACGUACAAAGGAGCUUUCGGGAAGUUGCAGGGAUAUCAAGAGCUCGUCGUCGUGACAGGAGCAACUAUAGAAGACGAUGGCCACGCCCAUGCGGCCGAGACCGGCAGGCUCAUUCGUGAAGCUGUCAUCGAGACCGUCGGCCUUGACCCAUUUGUCGCACGCCUGGGCGAGAUCGUCCAAGAGGCGCACGAGACGCUCGACUGCCAACUCGUCGCUGGCGCUGUCUGCGUCGUGCGACUACUCUCCUAUGCGCACUCUAUCGACAUCAUGCCAUAUCUCGCUCGCCAUCAAAUCCUGCGCUCACUUAUCACUACUGUGACGGAUAGCAAGCUCAUUAUGCUUCCCGUCUUGAGCAUACUUCCAACUCUAUUCACACUUCUCGAGAAGAUCAUGAAGUACUGCUUCGACCGCAAGAACUUCGUCGUGCGCGGCGAAGAUAUGGUCGCUCUGGUCGCGACAUACGCUGACAUUAACAUUGGCCGCAACCAAGAUAGAGUGCGAUCUGCCGAAGAAGCAGAAUUAUGCGAAAGCCAUAUCACCGCUCGUCUAGAGGAUUGCUACGCAACAGCUCGAGAGGUCAAUGAAGGACAACGCGCGGCAGCAUUCGCCAGGCCGUUCGUGCACGGUAUGAAAGCCGGGGCUCGAAUCCACUGGUAUCCGACUCUUGCGCGCCUUCGCAAGGCCAAGCAUCGUAAUCCUGCCGACCGGGUCCACGUUCGGUCUCUCAUUGAACUUUGGAUGGGAUUCGGCGCGAUAUUGGGACUCGAUGCGGACCAGGAGCGGCGGCGGCAUGAGGGAGAGGCGGCGCGCGCGGCUUGCUCGUGGCGCGACUGUUCGCGCCGCGAUCAGCCUGGUGCAGGCAAUGAUGGGGCUAAUUUGAAGAAAUGUGCUGGUUGCGGAGAGAAGUAUUGCAGCCGCGAGUGUCAGUUAAGUGACUGGAAAGAGGGGGGACACAAACAGCGCUGCAAGAGGCUGAAGAACUGA
Molecule: messenger RNA, 1947 nt
Organism: Peniophora sp. CBMAI 1063
Lineage: Eukaryota; Fungi; Basidiomycota; Agaricomycetes; Russulales; Peniophoraceae
Source: the annotation of a GenBank genome assembly